Vidua chalybeata is the source of this 1235-nucleotide messenger RNA. RefSeq names its product izumo sperm-oocyte fusion 1 (gene IZUMO1). Gene Ontology annotation, cellular component: acrosomal membrane; plasma membrane. The transcript has 9 exons. The record is from RefSeq and is a predicted model, not a curated record. Bases 172 to 1230 code for a protein of 352 amino acids. Gene Ontology annotation, molecular function: protein binding involved in heterotypic cell-cell adhesion; signaling receptor binding. NCBI's taxonomy places the organism in Eukaryota, Metazoa, Chordata, Aves, Passeriformes, Viduidae. Gene Ontology annotation, biological process: heterotypic cell-cell adhesion; sperm-egg recognition; fusion of sperm to egg plasma membrane involved in single fertilization.
CCGCCGUUACCGACCCCAAAACCCCCCGAAUUCUCCCCAAAGCCCCCCACCCGCCGUUACCGACCCCAAACCCCCCGAAUUCCCCCCAAAGCCCCCCAGAGCCCCGCUCCCGCCGUUACCGACCCCAAACCCCCCGAAUUCCCCCCAAAACCCGCUCCCGCGCGGUGCGCGAUGCUGCGGGCGCUGCUCCCGGCGCUGCUCGGGGCUCUGUGCCUCGGGGGGCUCCCGGGGGGGGUCCCGGGGCGGGCCGGGGGCUGCGUGCUGUGCGACCCCGCGGCGGGCGCGGCGCUGGGGGAGCUGCUCGGGCCCUUCCUGCAGCGGGCGAUGCCGCAGGAGCCCGCCGGGCGCGGCCGCCUCGGCACGCUGGUGCUGCGGGGCGUGCUGGGGCUGGCCCGGCUGCCCCGGGACCCCCGCAGCUUCAUGGGGGUCAUCGACCAGGCCACCCUGGACGAAGCCUCGGUCAAUUUCCGCCGGACGCUGGCCCGGGUGAUGGCCCAGGACAUCCGAGACAAGCAGAUCUACCAGGAGCUGCUCUGGGCCAUGCGCGAGAUCAAGGAGGACUUCGAGCGGCUCAUGAGGCGCUUCCAGAGCCAGGUUUAUUGCCCCAAUAAAUGCGGGCGGAUGGAGGUGCUGUGGAUCGAGUGCAUCUUCUGCAACCUCACCCACUUCGCCUGCAACAGGGGGGUGGACUGCGGGGAGCGGCAGCUGUGGGUGGAGGAGGGGCAGGACCUGGUGCUGGACUGCGCCCUGCCCUGGCACGGGGCGUCCCACGGCGCCAAGACCUACAGCUUCUACCGGGGCCUGGCAGCGGCCGGGGCGGGUCCGGAGCCCCCCGAGCCCCCUCCCCAAAGUCGGGGGGCGGCCGCGGAGCCCCCCUCGCGCCCCCCGCCCGCGGAGCGGCUCCUGCGGAGCGGCCCCGAGCCGGUGCUGGUGUGGAAGGAGGCGGCGGCGGCGGCGGGCGGGCGCUACCGGUGCCUGAUGCGGGGCCCCGCCGGGCAGGUGGGCUCGCAGCUCAGCUUCAACGUCACCGUUCUGCCCCGCCCGAGGGUCCCCGGCGAGGCCCCGCCCCCCCCCCGGGCCCCCCCCGGGGGGCUCCCCCCGGCCGCGAUCGCCGCUAUCGUCGUCACGACUAUCGCGACAGCGCUGGUGGCCGCGGGCAUCGCUUGGUUCUGCUUCCGGCGCGCGGAGCCCCGGGGGGAGCGGGACCCCCCCCCAAUAAAGGAGUCGUGACCCCC